This is a messenger RNA of Otolemur garnettii (small-eared galago), 1241 nucleotides long. RefSeq names its product G protein-coupled receptor 174 (gene GPR174). Gene Ontology annotation, biological process: positive regulation of Rho protein signal transduction; phospholipase C-activating G protein-coupled receptor signaling pathway. The transcript has a single exon. The record is from RefSeq and is a predicted model, not a curated record. Gene Ontology annotation, cellular component: membrane. Bases 32 to 1033 code for a protein of 333 amino acids. Gene Ontology annotation, molecular function: G protein-coupled receptor activity. NCBI's taxonomy places the organism in Eukaryota, Metazoa, Chordata, Mammalia, Primates, Galagidae.
AAGGCAAAGAUAGUUUUAUCUAAAGAGGAUCAUGCCUGCUAAUGACACAUGUACUGGACCAGAUAGAGAUGAUAUAGAUUUUCGGUACUUUAUCUAUGCAGUCACAUACACUGUUAUCCUUGUGCCAGGUCUUAUAGGGAACAUACUAGCCUUGUGGAUAUUUUAUGGUUAUAUGAAAGAAACCAAACGGGCUGUGAUAUUUAUGAUAAACUUAGCCAUUGCUGACUUGCUACAAGUUCUCUCUCUGCCAAUGAGAAUCUUUUACUACUUGAAUCAUGACUGGCCAUUUGGACCCGGCUUCUGCAUGUUUUGUUUCUACCUGAAGUAUGUUAACAUGUAUGCAAGCAUCUACUUUUUGGUCUGUAUCAGUGUGCGACGAUUUUGGUUUCUCAUGUAUCCUUUACGUUUCCAUGACUGCAAACAGAAAUAUGACCUAUACAUCAGUAUUUCUGGCUGGCUGAUUAUCUGCCUCGCCUGUCUACUCUUCCCUCUCCUCAGAAACAGUGAGGACAUUCCUGGCAACAGAACCAAAUGCUUUGUGGAUCUACCUACCAGAAAUGUCAGUCUGACCCAGUCUGUUGCCAUGAUGACUGUGGGAGAGUUGAUUGGGUUUGUAACUCCGCUUCUGAUUGUUCUGUAUUGUACCUGGAAGACAGUUUUAUCACUGCAAGAUAAAUACCCUGUGUCUCAAGAUCUUGGAGAGAAAAAGAAAGCCUUGAAGAUGAUUCUAACCUGUACAGGAGUAUUCCUAAUUUGUUUUGCACCUUAUCACUUCAGUUUUCCUUUAGAUUUCCUGGUAAAGUCUAAGGAAAUUAAAAGCUGCCUAGCUAGAAGGGUAAUUCUAAUAUUCCAUUCUGUGGCUCUUUGUCUUGCUAGUCUGAACUCCUGCCUUGACCCAGUUAUAUACUACUUUACAACUAAUGAAUUUAGAAGAAGGCUUUCAAGGCAAGAUUUUCAUGAAAACAUUCAACUCUAUGCAAAAACCUUUGUGAGUAACCAUACCACUUCAACCAUGGCAACUGAAUUAUGCUAAAAAAAAAAAAACUGAAUGUGACCUGAAAUGCAAAUAUAUCAGAAACAUUUGCAAUACCCAAGCCAUAGGAAAGUACUCACAGAAAACACAGAUUUUCUUAGUUAUUCUGUUCUACCUAUAUGAAGAUUUCUCAUUUUCGUGGCAAGACCUAUUUGAAGCAUUAUGCUCCACCAUCAUUGAUGUUGACAUAUUCAUUAGUAAUUCGUCA